Molecule: messenger RNA, 1280 nt
Organism: Anopheles nili
Lineage: Eukaryota; Metazoa; Arthropoda; Insecta; Diptera; Culicidae
Gene: Rtca
Product: RNA 3'-terminal phosphate cyclase
Exons: 6
Coding region: 1-1113 (370 amino acids)
Biological process (GO): RNA processing
Cellular component (GO): nucleus
Molecular function (GO): RNA-3'-phosphate cyclase activity
Source: RefSeq, a predicted model, not a curated record
AUGGACUGGAAAUCUGGCAAUCUGUUCGAUAUAGAUGGAAGCGUCUUGGAAGGGGGAGGACAGAUCCUGAGAAUGGCUCUAUGUUUUAGCGUACUCACCAAAACGCCGGUUCGUAUUCGAAACAUUCGACAAGGUCGGAAAAAACCAGGAUUGGCAGCACAACACCUGGCUGGCGUCGAGCUAAUGCGUGAUAUUUGUCAAGGCAAGGUGCACAAUGCCGCCCUAGGAUCCACUGAUAUCGAUUUCUAUCCCGGACAUAUCGGGCACGGCCGUUUUGUAGGACACGUCCAAACAGCGGGAAGUGUGAGCCUUCUGCUUCAAGUAGCUCUUCCGGUAGCGAUUUUUAGCUCGAAUAAAAUCACGCUAGAUUUGCGAGGAGGAACGAACGCCGCCAUGGCGCCACAGAUAGAUUUUCUGACGGAAAUUUUUCGUCCCAAUAUGGAACGGUUUGGAGCUACCUUCGAUUUCGAUCUGAUGCGUAGAGGAUAUUUUCCAAGUGGUGGAGGGCAUUGCAUCGUGGAAGUGAAGCCAGUACAAUCCCUAAGGCCUAUCGUACUAACUGAGGUGGGAAUGGUGCAAAGAUUUUUCGGAUGGAGCUUCGUAGCUGGAGUGCUUCCGAUAAAGAUUGCACAUGAAAUGGCCAGUGGGGCUAAGACGGUUCUCAAUCAAAUUUGCAACACCCGAGCCGAUAUUGAAGUCUAUAAGGAAAGCAUUGAUAUGGCACCGGAAGGUAACUGUUCCGGCAUUAUCUUGGGCUGUGAAACGAGCUCUGGAGCCAUUAUAGGAGGCUCUGCCCUCGGGGAAGCUAAAAAAAGAAACAGCCAAAGCGGCGAAAUGGCUGCCCAAGAAAUACAAAGCGCUCUCGUGGCCGGUGCAUGUGUGGAUCGGCAUGUACAGGACAUGAUGAUAAUCCUGAUGGCACUAGCUGAUGGCCAGAGUCGCAUACGUACAGAACAAUUGACUUUGCACACUAAAACAGCCAUCUACGUGACAGAAUUGAUGACAAAGGCAAAGUUUAACAUUAUCGAAGAAAACGGACGCAACGUUAUCAUCGAAUGCAAUGGAAUCGGGUUACGGAAUGUGAAUUUUCUCAAUAAUUCGAGGCAUUACUAAAUCGUCGGUUAUACUUCAAGUGCACAGACAGCUGUGAAUUUAGAACCACAUGUAGAUCUCUAUCGUAUCGUUGUACAUUUCUAGAGAUAUUAAGUAGCUAUGGGUUAUUGAAAAAAGUGAUAAGCAUGUGAAGUAAUAAGUUGUAUAUAAAAAUUUGCGAUAGUUUA